GAGCUCGAGCACUUUAGCAGUUUAGCUCAAUCACUGAACAGGCGUGACUUCUACGGAGCAACUUAUGAGUUUUUCUUUUUGUUUUUUUCUUAUUGUCUUGAAAGAAUACCAGUCUUCCAUUUAAACUCUUCACUAAUCACCAUUAUUAAAUGAUGAUUUUGGGCUGAAUUGGACCACAACAAUCGUAAAUGAACCAUCGUUGCCCAUAAUUAUAAUUAAGGAGUGUUGGGUUCAAAAUUUGGAUUAGGUUCUCAGAGUGGGGCCCCCUCCUUCUUCUCCGCCAGAUCUCCUCAUCGCCCCCCACCCCCCUUCUCUCUCUCUCUCGUGGAUUCGGUUUCAGCUUCUCUGCAAUAAAUAACAUUUGCUUCCAUACGGUGUCGUCUCGUCGUUCUGACCUAAACCUCUCUCAGAUUAGCAACUACACAGUGUCUUUGCAGCUGAAAUUCAGACUCACCAAACAUGUGCCGCCAAAAUUCUCCCGUUCACCAUUCCGGCGACGAAGACACCGCCGCCGACGAGAGCCUCUUGAUUUACUGCAAGCCUGUUGAGCUUUACAACAUCCUCUACCGUCGCUCACUUCACAACCCUUCAUUUCUUAGGAGAUCUCUGCGGUAUAAAAUAAAAGCAAGGCGUAAAAGGAGGUUGAGGGGAGGAAUUGUGAUUUUCAACUACAGGGAUUGUUACAACAUGAUACGAAAGACUGAAGUGACUGAACAUUUUUCUUGUCCAUUUUGCUUGAUGCAAUGUGCCAGCUUUAAGGGUUUGCGAUUUCAUCUUUGUUCAUCACAUGAUCUAUUCAACUUUGAGUUCUGGGUGACUGAUGAUUACCAAGCAGUUAAUGUCUCUGUAAAAAUUGAUAUAUUGAGAUCAGAGAGUGUUGCUGACGGAGUAAAUCCACAAUCACAAACCUUCAUCUUCUGUUCAAGACCCCGAAAACAUUUACGAAAGGACUCUGUUCAAAAUGAAAAACGAGCCAAUGUAAAGUUCCUAGAGUUGGACUCACCAGAGGGAACACAGAAUGGAUUUCUAGAGAAGAAUGAUGAUAUCCUUUCCUACAAAGGGGAGAAUAUGUCUAAAACAUGUCAUAUUCAGAAGAAUUUACAAAUGGAAAAACAAGGUGUCGAAAGAUUUGGUCCCGAUGUUCCUGGCACUGCAGACUGCCUCGAAUAUGUUGCAUCCAGUUUCAACAUUCAAGGUGUUUCAAUUGCCAUGCCGCAAUCUUCAGGAGAUCCAGAAACUAGUAAGUCAGUAUAUAGAAGUGAUCCUGCUGUGCCUGCUAAAACAAAGAAGUUAAACAUGGAUCGAUCUGACUCAAAAAACCGAAUGCUCCUGCAGAAGAGACAGUUCUUUCACUCACAUAGAGUUCAGCCUAUGGCUCUAGAACAAGUGUUAUCAGAUCGCGAUAGUGAAGAUGAAGUUGAUGAUGACAUUGCAGAUCUUGAAGAUCGAAGGAUGCUUGAUGAUUUUGUGGAUGUUUCCAAAGAUGAAAAGCAACUCAUGCAUCUGUGGAACUCUUUUAUGAGGAAGCAAAGAGUGCUGGCUGAUGGCCAUGUUUCGUGGGCAUGUGAGGCAUUUUCCAAGCUUCACGGAAAAGAGCUAAUCUCAUCCCCAGCUUUAUUUUGGUGUUGGAGGUUAUUCAUGAUCAAACUUUGGAAUCACGGUCUUCUUGAUGCUUGCACAAUGAACAACUGUAGUAUAAUAUUAGAUAGUUACAGAAAUGAAGGGUUGGAUAACGGCAAGAAGUAGAAGAUCAGGAGGAAAUCGAUUCAGCUACAAAAAUUUAGUCUUACAUGUCUUGUAUUCUGCCUUAUUGCAAGUCCCCAUUUUCCAUUUAUUUUAAUAAUUUAUUAUUAUUGUUAAUCAUUUUACUGUACAUUGUAUUAAUCUUCGCAAUGUAUGAAUCUGAAAUUUAGGUAGAUUUCCUCAAA
Arachis duranensis is the source of this 1928-nucleotide messenger RNA. Its product is annotated as polycomb group protein EMF2B. The record is from RefSeq and is a predicted model, not a curated record. Gene Ontology annotation, cellular component: nucleus. Gene Ontology annotation, molecular function: chromatin DNA binding. NCBI's taxonomy places the organism in Eukaryota, Viridiplantae, Streptophyta, Magnoliopsida, Fabales, Fabaceae. The transcript has 14 exons. The coding region runs from base 460 to 1746 and encodes 428 amino acids.